CUUGAAAUGGUUGUUUUUCAAGAGACUCCUAUUUUACGUCCUCAAAAGAGGGAUCGGAAGAAAGGAGUUGUUUUGAAAUCCCCAUUCAUUGAGCUUGCUUCUGGUGCAUCUAAAUCAGGUUCAUCCUCGGUUUCUCCUGAUGAUUCUGUGUAUAAGGUCGUUAAAUAUGUGCGUGGUUUGUGCCCGUUGGACAACAAGAUUGGUGAACCUGUUGAUCCGCAAUUGGAAGCUGAGUUUGUCAAGUGGGUUGAUUCAGGUCUUAGAAAGCAUAAAUCUAACACAACAACUAAUGUGUAUUGUAAGGGUAAGGACACUAUAUUUCCGCCAUUUCGUUUUGGUGUUGAGGACAUCAGCAACAAGAUGUGGUUUCACAACCUUGCCUACCCUAAUUGUUUCCUUACCAAUUCUGUAAGUUUUUAUUUUAUUAUUAUUAUUAUUUUACAUAUUAUUUUUUUUAUCUAUUUUUUUUAAUGUUUUUAAGUGUUGUUCUGUUAGUUUUUUAUAAGUUUGAAUGUUUUUUCACUUACUUUUUUUUAUCUGUUUGUUCAGCACAUUGACAUCAUUUUCUAUUAUCUUCGUAAGAAAAUA
Cannabis sativa is the source of this 588-nucleotide messenger RNA. RefSeq lists its product as uncharacterized. Bases 7 to 471 code for a protein of 154 amino acids. The record is from RefSeq and is a predicted model, not a curated record. The transcript is spliced from 2 exons. NCBI's taxonomy places the organism in Eukaryota, Viridiplantae, Streptophyta, Magnoliopsida, Rosales, Cannabaceae.